Messenger RNA from Anopheles nili, 1463 nucleotides. It is a transcript of the gene Dak1, whose product is annotated as UMP-CMP kinase. Gene Ontology annotation, cellular component: nucleus; cytoplasm. NCBI's taxonomy places the organism in Eukaryota, Metazoa, Arthropoda, Insecta, Diptera, Culicidae. Gene Ontology annotation, biological process: CDP biosynthetic process; 'de novo' pyrimidine nucleobase biosynthetic process; UDP biosynthetic process. The transcript is spliced from 2 exons. Gene Ontology annotation, molecular function: UMP kinase activity; ATP binding. Bases 120 to 731 code for a protein of 203 amino acids. The record is from RefSeq and is a predicted model, not a curated record.
UGCUGCUAGUUAAUCGCUUCUGGUCCGCGACAGGCUUCGGUGGAAGGAACCGGCAGUUCGCUUGUGCUCGAUCUAUCUUCAAAUUCCGGAGCUUUCCAAGGGCUAGUGUGCGUCAGUUUAUGUCGUCAAACCUAGUGACCAUGGGCAAACCGAAGGUUGUAUUCGUUCUCGGUCCGCCUGGUUCCGGCAAAGGAACGCAAUGCGAAAAAAUCGUCAAAGAGUUUGGUUACACGCAUCUUUCUGCCGGUGAUCUGUUGCGAGAAGAGCGUAACCGAGAAGGAUCCGAAUUUGGCGCUCUGAUAGAGGACAACAUCAAGAAUGGCCGCAUCGUGCCGGUGGAAAUAACAUGUGCCCUGUUGGAAAAUGCGAUGCGCAAAACUACUGAGGCUACCGGUAACGAUAGAUUUCUGAUCGACGGUUUCCCUCGGAACGAAGACAAUCUGCAGGGUUGGACAAAGAAGAUGGCGGAUAAGGUCGAUCAGCAAUUCGUCCUGUUUUUCGAAUGCUCCGAACAACAAUGCACUGAGCGUUGUCUAAAACGAGGUGAAAGCAGCGGCCGGUCGGAUGAUAACGCAGAGAGUUUAAAGAAGCGUUUUAACACCUACAUUAAUGAUACGGUUGCCAUCAUUAAGCACUACGAAGAACUCCAGCUGGUUAAAAAGAUCGAUGCCAGCUCUGGUCCUGACGCUGUAUUCGAGCACGUCAAAUUGAUUUUUGGUGAGCAAAAGUAAACAUCGAAAAAUAGAUGAUAAAUAGAGAGUGUAAUCAUGCUUCCUGAGAAACGCAGGAUUACCUCUUAACUUUCGAUUCCGUCGUAGUGCUGUUGGAAAAACGUUUUGCAUUGUUGUUUAUAUCUUUUUCAUAUCAUGAGUGCGUCAACUUAGGACGCUGACCCGGAAUUGCCCCUCACAACACAUACCCGUGGUCAACAUUCCUUGAUAUUGAAGGAGUAUAUCUGGAAAAAUCUAUUUUAAAGCAUCCUACCGUAUUGAAAUUUUCAAACACGGCAGCAACUAUAACAGUAACUAUUCUUGCUCUUGGCAAUAUUCUUUUCUGCCGUAUGUGUCACUAUAUAUCCCUCAGUAUUGCUCAGUUAUUUUAUGGAUACUUCCUAACUGUCCCAACUUAAAUGACAAACUGCUGAAAAGCUUGCAUCGAAGUAUUAAUUUCACUCUUUCACAUACUACGCGGAAUGUCUAAUGUGCAUUUGUCCAAAAACAAAACAACAACGGAAUAACGAUGGCGUAACAUAAAGAUUUGUGUAUGCAAAAGUAUACAGAACGAAGAAAAAAAAUAUUUUUUUUAUUUGUAGCCCGUUUUUAACAAUUAGAUCUUUGUGGAAUGGUUUUUCAAGGUUAGUGGUUCAUUUUUGGUGUAGCUGUUUCGAGUGUCUAAUUCAAAUGGUGUCAGCAUUAAUGAAUUGAAUGGAUAAUUAAUAUUAGAAAUAUAUGGAAUCGUACCAA